Pelmatolapia mariae (spotted tilapia) is the source of this 1705-nucleotide messenger RNA. It is a transcript of the gene creld2, whose product is annotated as cysteine-rich with EGF-like domains 2. Gene Ontology annotation, molecular function: calcium ion binding. Bases 224 to 1309 code for a protein of 361 amino acids. The record is from RefSeq and is a predicted model, not a curated record. Lineage: Eukaryota; Metazoa; Chordata; Actinopteri; Cichliformes; Cichlidae. The transcript is spliced from 10 exons.
ACUAGAACCGAUUCGGGGUUUUUUUUUUUUCCCCAUGUAACCGGCAUGUAAAUACCAUUUUGUCACGCUUUGCAUAGAUAACGCUAUCUUUCGUCUAAUGUUAGGAACACCUCGCAUAGAUGUGUCCGACCACUGCAGCACUUUAACAUUAGUGGAAAGCUUGCUUGCUAGUGGCUGGAGCGCUCGUCUCCUGAUAUGAAAUUGUGUGAAUUGAUCUGCUGAGAUGCUGUCCACCGGUCCAGAGCUGCGGCUGCUGCGCCUUUUGUCUUACUUAACUCUUGUCUUACUUUGUCAAGUUACUGACGCCAAGAAGGAUUUAAAAAGCUCCUGCAACACCUGCCGGCAAAUCACCGAGAACUUCAACAAGGGCUUCGAGAAAACAGCAAACCAGAACUUUGGAGGAGGAAACACAGCCUGGGAGGAGAGGAAAUUGUCUAAAUAUGAGACGAGCGAGAUUCGGCUGAUGGAGAUCGUGGAGGGGCUGUGCGACAGCAGCAGCUUUGAGUGCAACCACAUGGUUGAGGAGCACGAGGAGCAUUUCGAGACUUGGUGGUUCAAGAGGAAAACGAAACAUCCCGAUCUGCACAAGUGGUUCUGCAUAGAGACCAUCAAAGUGUGCUGUCCAAAGGGAACAUUUGGACCCGACUGCAAUGCCUGUGUGGGGGGUUCUGAGCGACCCUGUCACGGGAAUGGUGCGUGCGAUGGAGACGGGACCCGUGGGGGAAACGGGAAGUGCAGCUGCCACCACGGUUAUACAGGCGAGUUCUGCCUAGACUGCAUCGACGGCUACUUCAACGAAGUGAGGAACGACAGCUUUUCUCUGUGCACAGAAUGUCACUCCUCUUGCAAGACCUGCACUGGAGCAACCAAUCAGGACUGUGACGAGUGCAAGGAAGGCUGGGAGGAAGACGACCAGAAAGCUUGUGUAGAUGUAAAUGAGUGCUCCAAAGACCCUGUUCCAUGCAAAGAAGAUCAGUACUGCCUCAACACAGAAGGCUCCUACUCUUGCAAGGCCUGUGAUAAAGUGUGCUCCGGCUGCACUGGAGCCGGUCCCGAUAACUGCCAGGCUUGUGCCAGCGGGUACCAAGACACAGAGGGAACCUGCACAGAUGUGAAUGAGUGUUCUCAGUCAGAGCCAGUGUGCGCAAAAGAGCACCAGGAGUGUGUUAACAAUCAAGGCAGUUACACGUGCAUCUGCUCUGAAGGCUACGAGGAGCGAGAUGGGGAGUGUGUGCAAACACAACAGCCAGAUACAGCCGAGGAGUCGGAAGCAUCUGAGGCAACCGCGAGUCCGCACGGAGAGCUUUGAUGUCACAAACGGGGACCAGGAUUAACAAACUGUUGACAUUGCUGCACAUUCGAAGCCCCUCCUUCAUAAAACUGUCAACCACAUGCACUUAAUGAAACAACGAGAGCCGAGAGGACGUCUAUUUCCAGCAGAGGAUGAUGAACAGAGAAAAAAAAACAAAGAGACCUUUUACGCUCUCACCAUGCUGGAUGUUGCUUUUCUCUAGUGUGCUCAGACUUGUUGUCUUUGUCUUAUAUGGUUUUAAAAAGCAACAAUGUUUCAAUAAAGAUUCAUUAUGUGAAGUUUAUCAAAAACUGACCGACGUCAUCGGAAUGUGGAUGCUUUCAGCUUUGGGAUUUUUUGUGUAUGUUGCAGCAAUCAUGCAUGACCACAGGAUGGCAGUAUAGUCUUAUGAAA